Messenger RNA from Belonocnema kinseyi, 1356 nucleotides. RefSeq names its product facilitated trehalose transporter Tret1-like. The record is from RefSeq and is a predicted model, not a curated record. Gene Ontology annotation, biological process: transmembrane transport. Gene Ontology annotation, molecular function: transmembrane transporter activity. Lineage: Eukaryota; Metazoa; Arthropoda; Insecta; Hymenoptera; Cynipidae. Gene Ontology annotation, cellular component: membrane. The transcript has a single exon. Bases 1 to 1356 code for a protein of 451 amino acids.
AUGGCUGUUUAUGGAUCCUACUCAGCCUGGACAUCACCAGCUAUUCCCCACUUGACCAGCGUAAAUUCCACCUUUCCAGUCACUGAUGCCCAAGGUGGUUGGAUCGUUUCCCUUCUCAUGCUGGGUGACCUUAUCGGUGGACUGAUAAUUCCAUUAUUCAUCGAUCGCAUAGGCCGGAAGUACACCUUAUUACUUUUCACCCUACCAGGAUUGAUCGGCUGGAUUCUAAUCAUCUUCGCCAAAAAUUAUCUUUAUCUCUACCUUGCAAGAUUUAUUGCCGGAAUAGGUGAAGGUGGUAUCUACACUACUCUGGUGAUAUACCUGACAGAAAUUUCUGAAAAGAACAUCAGAGGUGCUCUAGUCAACAUGAUAAAUUUGUCACUAUCAGUUAGCAUCUUCAUCUUUUCAUCAAUUGCAGCUCAUACAUCCUACAUGACCCUAAAUCUAGCAUCUGCUUCUCUACCAAUUAUUUUUAUUAUAAUGUUCCCACUGCUGCUAGAAACACCAUACUAUUAUCUGAUGAAAGGUCGAAAUAAUGAGGCUCUCCAAAGCUUGAUGAAGUUAAGAGGAAUUAAUGAACCAGAAAAACUGGAGACAGAUAUCAGCGAGAUGAAGUUAGCAAUUGACGAGGAUCGAAAGCUCAGCAAAUCUGGAUUCAUGGAGCUGAUCAGCAAAAGCUAUAAUCGGAAAGGCUUGCUGAUUGUGUUCUUCAUGAAGCUGACUCAAUUCUUGUCAGGCAUAGUCGCUAUUUCCGCCUAUGCUCAAGAGAUUUUCAGCGAAAGCAGUCCUUCACUAAAUCCUAAAUUUCAAGUAAUGAUCCUUACCGGAUUUCCGAUUCUGGCUACCUUGGUAACUAAUAUCGUGAUAGACAGGUUUAACAGAAGAACACUUUUCUUGACUACUGGAUUAUUAGCCGCAGUUUGCUUAGGAAGUAUUGGUUCCUUUUUUUUUAUGCAACUGUACCUCAAGGCUGAUGUCUCCUCCAUCAAGUUGCUUCCACUGGUCUCAUUAGUUGUAUUCUAUGCGGUCUAUAUGUUAGGAUUUGGUACUAUUCCUUAUAUUGUUCAAGGAGAACUUUUUCCGAUCAGUGUGAAGGGGAAUGCUGUUACUAUUGGGAUGAUUGUGGGAGCAUUUUUUGCGUUUGGAACUUCAGCAGGUUACAGCGCUGUCAGCAAUGCUGUUGGUACUUAUACCACCUUUUGGUCUUUUGCAUCAGCGGUCUUAUUUGGAUCAGUGGUCACAUAUUGGAUUACUCCAGAAACUAAAGGAAUGACACUGGAGGAAAUUCAGGCAAUCCAGAAUCCGGAAAUAAAGAAGAAGCUUGAAUUAGAACGGAACAAGAAAAGAGCUGCUUAA